GCAGCGCGCAGGCCCGGCAGCGGCAGCGCUCCGGCCGCCCCUUCUCUCCUCUGCCACGUACGGGUGGCUGUGGUCGAGUCCGGGCUCGGAACGCGUCUGGGCCUCCACCGCCGGGACCACGCGGGAGCCAGACUUUCCCAAGCUGAGCAGGAAGAAGAGAGCUGGGAAGACCACUUUCAUAGGGCUUCCUGUUUUCUGCCACUGACAGUGCAUGGCGGCUUAUCCUAACUCUGUCCUGAAGUGAGGUGGGAAAUUUGACCAAUAACCAGCAUCAGUAAAACAGACAAGGUCUGGAGGUGACAAAGAAUCCACCAUGAAUGGACAGCUGGACUUAAGUGGGAAGCUGAUCAUAAAAGCUCAGCUUGGUGAAGACAUUAGGAGAAUUCCUAUCCAUAAUGAGGAUAUCACCUAUGAUGAGUUAGUAUUAAUGAUGCAAAGAGUUUUUAGAGGAAAACUUCUGAGCAACGAUGAAGUCACAAUAAAAUAUAAAGAUGAAGAUGGAGAUCUUAUAACAAUUUUUGAUAGCUCAGAUCUUUCCUUUGCAAUUCAGUGCAGCAGGAUACUCAAGCUGACGUUGUUUGUUAACGGACAGCCGAGACCCCUAGAAUCCAAUCAGGUGAAAUACCUGCGUCGAGAGCUGAUAGAACUUCGCAAUAAAGUCAAUCGCUUACUGGACUGUUUAGAGCCACCCACUGAACCAGGGGUUUCCACCAACCUGCCUGAAAGUGAUGCUGUGGAUGGUAGGGAAGAAAAGCCUGCUGCUGCUGACUCUAAUGUUAAGCCAUCCACUCAAGUUAUAGCAGCAAGCAUGUCUGCAUUCGAUCCACUAAAGAAUCAGGAUGAAAUCAGCAAGAAUGUCAUGUCAGCAUUUGGCUUGACAGAUGAUCAGGUGUCAGGCCCACCCAGUGCCCCUGCAGAAGAACGAUCGGGAACACCAGACAGCAUCGCUUCCUCCUCUUCUGCAGCUCACCCCCCUGGCGUGCAGCCCCAGCAGGCACCGUACCCGGGAGCACAGCAACAGACAGGUCAGCAGGUGGAAGGCCAGAUGUACCAGCAGUACCAGCAGCCGGGUUACCCUGCCCAGCAGCCACAGGCGCAGCCCCAGCAGCAGUACGGUGUGCAGUACCCAGCCGGCUACAGCCCGCAGCAGGCCGCCUCUCAGCCGGCGCAGCAGUUCCCAGCCUACAGCCAGCAACCGGCCCCAGCCGCCGCCUUUCCAGGGCAGGGCCAGGCCCAGCAGCUGCCGGCACAGCAGCCUCAGCAGUACCCGGCAGGCAGCUUCCCCCCACAGCCCUACACCACGCAGGCCUCGCAGCCGGCUCCAUACAGCGGCCCACCUGGCGCCCAGGCAGCGCCCGGCACAUUCCAGCCACGGCCCGGCUUCACCCCGCCACCUGGCAGCACCAUGACGCCACCACCCACCGGGCCCAACCCGUACGCCCGCACCCGGCCGCCUUUUGGGCCCCAGGGCUACGCGCAGCCCGGGCCUGGCUACCGGUAAGGGCCGAGUGCCCGAUGCUGGCUGCUGCGGCCUGACAGCUGUCCCCACUCAGAUCUGGAGCUGUCCUGAGGCAGAAGAGUCGCCGUAAGUGUUCAUUAGUUCUGCGGGGGGAGGGAAGGAGCGACCGAGCCGUUCAUGCUUUGAAUUGUAUCCGCUUCCUAGUUUAAUUUGGGGCUGGGGUGGUUUGGGAACACUACCUACGUGUCUGUCAAGUGAUCGAUUGACAUCCUAGCUUGCCUCGUUUGAAGGAUAUUAAAAUGCUAGCUGGAAGUUUAGCCCACUAAUAACAUGAUUUACUAAAUUAGAUUAAUUUGGAGGUAAAAACUAGAUAUGAUGUAUUAUAAAUUGUAAUGCUCACAUGGAAAGCUAAUAAAAAAAACCCUGAAUCUGUUA
Lagopus leucura (white-tailed ptarmigan) is the source of this 1894-nucleotide messenger RNA. RefSeq names its product trafficking from ER to golgi regulator (gene TFG). Gene Ontology annotation, biological process: COPII vesicle coat assembly; endoplasmic reticulum to Golgi vesicle-mediated transport. The transcript has 10 exons. NCBI's taxonomy places the organism in Eukaryota, Metazoa, Chordata, Aves, Galliformes, Phasianidae. Gene Ontology annotation, cellular component: endoplasmic reticulum exit site. Gene Ontology annotation, molecular function: identical protein binding. Bases 314 to 1501 code for a protein of 395 amino acids. The record is from RefSeq and is a predicted model, not a curated record.